This is a messenger RNA of Halichondria panicea, 990 nucleotides long. Its product is annotated as kelch-like protein 2. The record is from RefSeq and is a predicted model, not a curated record. NCBI's taxonomy places the organism in Eukaryota, Metazoa, Porifera, Demospongiae, Suberitida, Halichondriidae. Gene Ontology annotation, molecular function: protein binding. The transcript is spliced from 2 exons. Bases 1 to 990 code for a protein of 329 amino acids.
AUGUAUGCCCACAAGAAGGGUGGUGGUGUAACCACAAACAAAACCUCACAACUAAUCAAGAUUGUUGAUUCGAGCACUGGAAACGCAUUGCUACCACACAAGUCAACCACACCACAACCAACUGUUCCUACUGUCUUUACCUUCAACUGGACAAGAUGCAAGGACAUACCAGAGGAGAUGAUUGUGUUCGGUCAUCCUGUGGCUAUCAACAGGAAGCUACACAUGAGCGGCAGGAGUAACGUGACUCGGACUGUGCUAGUGUACACACCAAAUCAGGAUAGCUGGGAUGAGCUGCCACCUCCUCCAGUGAGGAACUUCACCAUAGCAACACUGAGAGGUCAACUGCUACUGGUCGGAGGUCAGGACAAGUCUAUUUAUGAGAGGACGAAUACCAUCCUAACAUUCGAUGAGAGCUCUCGACAAUUAGUCCAGUUAUCACUUCCCCGCAUGCCAAAAGCAAUAACUGAGCCAGCAGUUGUUGAAUAUCAGAACCAUCUGAUUGUUAUCGGUGGAGAUGAAUCAAACACCACUAGGAUAGCUGACGUGAACAUUCUGAACACAAGUAACAAAUGGAUCACAGCUGAACCACUUCCCCGCACUGAUGACUACAGCACUUGCCUAAUCGGAGACACACUGUAUCUUGUAGGUCAAGUCACUAAAGAAGUGUUUCGAGCUCAUGUACCCUCCCUCAUAUCACGAGCCAGUUCUGGUGUGUGGGAAUCUGUCGCAAGGGUGACAUUCUCUUGGUCAUCUCCCAUCGCCAUUGGCAACACCCUCCUGACUGUGGGGGGUAGUGAUGGAGGCAAAGCUAUCUCAAGCAUCCAUCUGUACGAUCCCACUAAAGACCAGUGGACACAAUGUGGUAACCUUCCCGAGGAAAUGGAAUGUUGUCAUUGCAUUGAGCUAUCUGGCAAACUGUGUGUACUUGGUGGUCUUAUACGUUUCACCACUACCAGAUCUGUGUACACAUCAAUCCCAAUAGUAGUUUAA